Molecule: messenger RNA, 2588 nt
Organism: Phaeodactylum tricornutum CCAP 1055/1
Lineage: Eukaryota; Bacillariophyta; Bacillariophyceae; Surirellales; Neidiaceae
Exons: 4
Coding region: 68-2524 (818 amino acids)
Biological process (GO): vacuolar acidification; proton transmembrane transport
Cellular component (GO): vacuolar proton-transporting V-type ATPase complex; vacuolar proton-transporting V-type ATPase, V0 domain
Molecular function (GO): proton-transporting ATPase activity, rotational mechanism; ATPase binding
Source: RefSeq, a predicted model, not a curated record
CCAGAUCGACCUGCGAAUCGUCGUUGCCGUUUCUUCUUGGUGAACCCAGCAAAAAGCACAAGUCAUCAUGGCGCGUUGGUUUCGUUCCGAACCGAUGGAGUACAUCUCCCUCAUUGUGAACGAGGAUGCCGCUCACGACUGUUUAGCGGACCUCGGAAAGCUUGGGGUGAUCCAGUUCACGGACUUGAACCCUGACUUGACUCCAUUCCAGCGUCGCUACGUUUCUUACGUUAAGCGAUGUGAUGAGUUGGAACGCAAGCUUCGUUAUUUCUCCAACGAGAUUGAAAAGUUCGAGAUUGACCUUGUUUCGGCUGGAACAGUCGACAACUUUGUCAUGUCUCCCACGCUUGUGUCCAGUAUGGGUAAUGGCUCAAAAAAGAGCGGUGCUCAAUUGCUCGAGAGUCUCGAAGUUGAACUUGAACAAUACGAGUCGCAGCUCAGGGAACUCAAUUCUUACUCCGAAAAGCUUACCACCGAGUACAAUGAAAAGGUCGAGCUCCAGGAAGUCCUCGAGAAGGCCCAUGGGCUCCUUGACUCGGACGCUGCCCCUCGUCCCGACUUGGACAUGCGAUUCUCUUCGAUUACCGGGGUCGUAUCCACAGAAGAGAAGGUCCGCUUUGAACGCAUGAUCUUUCGUGCCACUCGAGGAAACUGCUACAUUCGAUUCGCUCCUAUUCAGCAGCCCAUUACCGAUCCGGAAUCUGGAAACUUGGUCGAAAAGUCCGUCUUUAUUAUCUUUUACAAGUCUGAGUCCAUUGAAGGCAAGCUCAAGCGCAUUUGUGACGCAUUCUCUGCUCACCGAUACUCUCUCCCUGAUAUGGACGAUGCCGGAUCAGUUGACAAGAUGCUGACGGAGAACGCACAGGAACUCGUCGACUCUCGCACUGUUUUGCUCAAGAACCAGGAUACGCGCUUCCGUCUCUGUCAGCUGCUUGCGAAGCACACGGAGCGCUGGACGUGGAUCGUCCUCCGCGAAAAGGCUGUUUAUCACUCUCUGAAUAUGUUCAAGGCUGAUGUUCAGGGUAUGCUUCGUGGUGAAGGUUGGGUCAUUGCUGAGUCCACCGACGCUGUCCGUCAAGCAGUUGAACGUGCUCACUCCAAUAUGGACAUGGCCAUGCCUUCCUUGGUGGACUUGGUUCCCCAACCAUGGCCUACUCCUCCCACGCACUUUAUCACCAACAAGUUUACCUACGGAUACCAGGAAUUCGUCAACACGUACGGUAUUCCACGUUACCGGGAAGCCAACCCUGCGCUUUUCACAGCCGCCACAUUCCCCUUCCUGUUCGGUGUCAUGUACGGAGACAUUGGUCAUGGUCUCUUCUUAUUCUGCGCUGGUUGCUACUUACUUUGGAAUGAGAAGGCUAACGAGAAUGCAAAACUUGGUGAGCUAGGCGACGGUAUGCACUCUGGUCGAUACAUGAUUGUCAUGAUGGGCUUCUUUGCCGUGUACGCUGGUUUCAUGUACAACGACGCAUUUUCCCUCGGUCUCAACCUUUUUGGAACUCGCUACAAGUUCGAGGGCCAGGAUUCUGGUACCGUCGAAGAAGGUGAUGUUGCCUAUCAAACGUUCAGUUAUGGUUCCGGUGAAUCCGUGUAUCCGUUCGGACUCGAUCCCAUUUGGCACGUUACCUCCAACGAAUUGCUCUUCUUCAACUCGUUCAAGAUGAAACUUUCCGUCAUUUUUGGUAUCAUCCAGAUGUUUUGUGGUACUUGCCUCAAGGGAGCGAAUGCCGUCUACUUUGGCGAAAGACUCGACUUUUUGUUUGAGUUCCUUCCCAUGGUUGCGUUUGCGUCUUCGAUGUUUGUUUACAUGGUUAUCCUCAUUGUUCUGAAGUGGUGCAUCAACUGGAAUAGCCGGAUGCUUUCCGCCACUUGCGUUGAUCCUAAUGGCGCUGGAUGGGGAGCGUCCAAUUACCCUCCCAAUCUUAUCACAACUUUGAUCAAUAUCGCCCUCAACCCGGGUGUUGUUGAUGAACCUUUGUACGCUGGACAGGGACCAAUCCAGAACAUUUUACUUUUGAUCGCCUUCGUCUCGGUUCCUAUUUUACUUUUGGCCAAGCCUUACUAUCUAUCCCAGAAGACGCAUUCCCCCGUUGUGCACCACUCGGACGAUCUCGAGAAUGGGCAUGACGAGGAUGACCACGAGGAUGAUGACCAUGGUUUCGGAGAGAUUGUUAUCCACCAGGCCAUUGAAACGAUCGAGUUCGUUCUCGGUAUGGUUUCGAAUACGGCGUCGUACCUUCGUCUCUGGGCUCUUUCCUUGGCGCACUCCGAACUUGCUACUGUCUUUUGGGAGAAGGCCAUGCUUUCUACCUUGAACAUGAACUGGUUCGCCGCCUUUUUUGGAUUCGGUAUCUUUGCCGGCGUGACAUUCGGAGUGUUGCUCAUGAUGGAUGUAUUGGAAUGUUUCUUGCACGCCCUUCGUCUUCACUGGGUCGAAUUUCAGAACAAGUUUUUUGCCGCUGAUGGCGUACGCUUUUCGCCGUACUCGUUUAAGCAGGUGAUUAAGGAUACCAGUGCCUAGAGAGAAACUAAUUGGAUAAGUAUAGGGACGAAUUAAGCAUAUAACCAAUGUACUCGUCAAAAGC